Molecule: messenger RNA, 1992 nt
Organism: Phycodurus eques (leafy seadragon)
Lineage: Eukaryota; Metazoa; Chordata; Actinopteri; Syngnathiformes; Syngnathidae
Gene: anxa3b
Product: annexin A3b
Exons: 14
Coding region: 103-1116 (337 amino acids)
Cellular component (GO): cytoplasm
Molecular function (GO): phospholipase inhibitor activity; calcium ion binding; calcium-dependent phospholipid binding
Source: RefSeq, a predicted model, not a curated record
CAUCCGUGAAAAGUGCGUGUGUGACAUUCUGGAAUUUCACCACCGAUAUCAAGCCUGUCAUCUGAUUUAGCAGUGCAAAACUUGAAAUCCACUCGCACAAACAUGUCCGUUUGGGAUGAUUUGGAUUUGCUGUUGGAUUCUCCCUCCUCACUGAGCGUAACUUCCAAUACAAGGGGUACUGUGACGGACAAGGCCAAUUUUAAAGUGGAAGAGGAUGUGGCUGCUUUAAAGGCGGCAAUAGAGGGCAUUGGUACAACAGAAAAGACCCUCAUUGAGGUGCUGACCCAAAGAAGUAACACUCAGAGGCAGCUCAUCGCAAAGGCUUACGAGAAAGCCACAGGAAGGGCGUUAAUAGCUGACCUGGAAGGCGACACCCAUGGAGACUUUGAAGAUUUGUUGGUGGCCUUAGUAAAACCUCCUGCUGUCUACGACUGCCAUGAAGUAAUCAAAGCCAUCAAGGGUGCGGGGACCACCGAGAGCACGUUGACCGAACUCUUUGCCUCGAGAUCCAACAAGCAGAUCAAAGCCAUAUCUGACGCGUACCUGGCAGAAACAGGAAAACUGCUGGUUCACGACCUCAAGUCGGAGGUGUCUGGCGAUUAUGGCAAGGCACUGCUUAUCUUGGCGGAGGGCAAGAGAGACGAGAGCCCCAGUGUGGAUGCAGCCAAAGCCAAAGCAGAUGCCAAAGCUUUAUAUGAGGCAGGUGAGAAGAAGUGGGGAACCGACGAGGGCAGGUUCAUCGACAUCUUGUGCCACAGGAGUGUUCCCCAGCUCAGACAGACUCUGGUGGAGUACAAGAACAUAAGCAAGAAGACUCUGCAGGAAAGCAUUGAGAGCGAAAUGUCCGGAAUCCUGGAGGAGCUUCUGGUGGCUGUCGUCAAAUGCGUGAAGAAUGUCCCUGCGUACCUUGCAGAGAGGCUUUUCGAGAGCAUGAAGGGUUUAGGGACCACAGAGUCCACACUGACCCGGAUACUGGUGAGUCGCUCCGAAAUCGACUUGCUGGACAUUAGAGCAGAGUACAAGAAGCUGUUUGGAUAUUCACUCUACUGUCAGCUAGAGUCUGAAGUGUCAGGCAGCUACAGCGACGCCCUAAAACAUCUGUGUGGCCAAGACUAACUCCCCCAAAAUUCCUGCAAUGACAAAUGGCGGUCAACUGGGAAAUGAAAAGGGACUUUUCCACUAGCAGAAUAGUCCAGCACUGAGAAUUACUUGACAGGAAUGUGGAUUUACUAAUAUUUUGUCAUUGAGCCUUACAAACCAAGAUAAUUCAAAUGAGUUUAACAUUUCAUUAACAGAUAGCUGGUACCAGUAUUUUCUUGUUCAUUGUUGUUGGAGACAGUCAUAUUAAAAACAGCAAGAAACUUAUGUACAAACUGUUUUAUUUAAGGGUUUUGUUCAAGUUGCUGUAACCGGCUCCGACGCACGUCAUGAGGACUUUAUCUCCCCCCUUCCGUUCAUCCUCUAAACACUUGCGAACUUCAAUUUUGAACAUGAUCUGGAAAAAAUCUCUAACAUGUCUGAGGAACUCAAUCCUGUUGAAAGAGAACAAAGAGAUUAAUUAGCUAGGAAAUAAAAUGUGUUGCACACAAGGAGUCCAAGAAGACAACAUUGUGGAUGAAAUCCCAAAACAAUAAAAUGCCAUAUUUCCUGAUAAGAGGACAUUUUAUAAAUCCUGUAUUUUGGCUAUUUAGGCCUCCAUAGAGUGACUCUCUAACUUGGACUUAGUAUGAACAGAGACUUCUGUUUGACCCAGUUUUGUUUCCGAACAUGGACUUAGUAUAAACAGCUACUUCUGUUUGACCCAGUUUUGUAUCCGCUUUGUCCAUAUAUGGCUAAGACUGCCCCCUUUCCUCUGAUUGGUUGCCUCCGUGUGGAAGACCCGCUUGCGAGAGCACACGUGUUGUUGACAUUCCUGGGAGCGGCGAGGUAGACAGGAGAUCUUCACUAGUGAUGUAGAUCAGCUCGAGAAAUUCGAAUAACCUGAUUUAAGGC